AUGCCAUCACUGUCACCAAAGCCUAAGCCAAACACUAAGCACUCUCUACUAAAGCUACCAAAGUUACUCAAAGAUGAUAAUAACAAACAAAAGAAAGGAUCACAGUUUGCCAAGUUCAUUGCGGAGACCCAAGAGAUGUUUGUAAAACCGAAGCUUUCCCGCGACGUGAUCCCAAGCAAUGUACAUAAUUCUCUUGGUCAUCGUAUAACUUUAAAGUGUACCAUAUUUAGGAAAGGAGAUGUGUAG
This is a messenger RNA of Eruca vesicaria subsp. sativa (arugula), 246 nucleotides long. The record is from the annotation of a GenBank genome assembly. NCBI's taxonomy places the organism in Eukaryota, Viridiplantae, Streptophyta, Magnoliopsida, Brassicales, Brassicaceae.